GCUGGUAGUAAUCAUUAUUAAAUCUAAAAUAAUUUUGUUCCAUACAUAUAUGUGUUAACUCAAUCAACUCUGCCAUUUCAGAAGGAUGCGUUUUAUUUAUUUCUAACAAUUUAUUUAAAAUGUCCAGUGUUUCGUUUACAGUAAACGAAACACUGGACAUUUUAAAUAAAUUGUUAGAAAUAAAUAAAACGCAUCCUUCUGAAAUGGCAGAGUUGAUUGAGUUAACACAUAUAUGUAUGGAACAAAAUUAUUUUAGAUUUAAUAAUGAUUACUACCAGCAAAAUGAAGGGCUAGCUAUGGGAUCACCUUUGAGUCCCUUAAUGGCUGACAUAUUUAUGGAUGACUUUGAAAAUAAAAAUAUUGUUAAAAAUAAUCACAUUUUAUAUUACUAUCGAUAUGUAGACGAUAUAAUUAUAUGCUGGACUGGAACGGACAAACAAUUGGAUGUCUUUGUAGAUAAAUUAAACAAUUUGCACCCAAAAAUUAAAUUUAAAUUAGAAAUAGAACAGAAUAAUUCUUUAAAUUUCCUUGAUGUAACAAUCACUAGAGUUAAUAAUAGACAUCACUUUGGGAUUUAUCGUAAGCCAACUUAUACAGAUAUAACCAUACCAGCUUCAUCUUGUCAUCCAUGGCAACAUAAAUUAGCAGCUUUCCAUAGUUAUGUUCAUAGACUGAUGUCCAUUCCUCUAACUAGGGAUCAGUAUAACAAGGAAUUAAAUAUAAUAUAUCGCAUGGCCAUUUCGAAUGGAUACAACCCGAAUAUUGUGAAUAGAAUAAUCAAUAAGAAACAAUUGGUGUUGAUUAGAAAAGAACUUUAUGGAAUUCCAUUAGAAAAACCUAAAAAAUUUAAAGCUAGUCUAACAUACUUUGGUCCAGUGUCGGAACGUAUUGCAAAAACACUUAGAAAGCAUGAUAUAAAUGUGGCUUUCAGAACAAAUAACUCUCUUAAAAAUAUUUGCAAUGGUAAAGAUAAACUAGAAAAGCAACAUAAAUCGGGAGUAUAUAAAUUGCAAUGUUCUGAAUGUAAUGCAACAUAUAUUGGUCAAACCGGUCGGAAUUUUGAUACACGUUACAAGGAACACAUAUCCGCUGUUCGAAAUGACCGUCCACAAAGGUCGCACUUUGCAAAGCAUCUCCUAGAUACUGGCCAUAAGCUGGCAGAUAAUCAUAUGUAUGACAUUUUACACACUUGCAAUAAAGGCCUACGACUAUGCGUUUUGGAACAAUUAGAAAUAAUAAAACAUAAUAAGUCAGGAAUUACCUUAUUAAAUGAACAAAUAGAGUUAUCGAAGUCACCACUAAUAAAAAUGUUUGAAUGCGAUGCGAGAUAA
Molecule: messenger RNA, 1331 nt
Organism: Bicyclus anynana (squinting bush brown)
Lineage: Eukaryota; Metazoa; Arthropoda; Insecta; Lepidoptera; Nymphalidae
Exons: 2
Coding region: 120-1331 (403 amino acids)
Source: RefSeq, a predicted model, not a curated record